This is a messenger RNA of Cordyceps fumosorosea ARSEF 2679, 1149 nucleotides long. RefSeq names its product beta-ketoacyl synthase domain-containing protein. Bases 1 to 1149 code for a protein of 382 amino acids. The record is from RefSeq and is a predicted model, not a curated record. Gene Ontology annotation, biological process: secondary metabolite biosynthetic process; fatty acid biosynthetic process. Lineage: Eukaryota; Fungi; Ascomycota; Sordariomycetes; Hypocreales; Cordycipitaceae. Gene Ontology annotation, molecular function: fatty acid synthase activity. The transcript has 2 exons.
AUGGGCCGGGAGUUGUUCCAGUACGCCGUCUUCCGCGACACCAUCGCGUACUUAGACCGGAUCGUCGCGAGCGUGUCCGCGUCCGCCGACAGACGGUGCUCAUAUCACUGGACAAUCGAGGAGGUCCUCCAGGACGUCGAGGACGACGAAGACUUUGUCAGCACCCCUGAGGUUGCGCAGACAGUGUGCACGGCACUGCAGAUUGGAAUCAUGGACCUCCUCGCGUCGUGGUCGAUCCGCCCUGCGGCCAUCACCGGGCAGUCCUCCGGGGAGAUGGCGGCCGCGUACGCGGCGGGUCGUCUGACGGCGGCCGAGGCGAUCAUCUCCGCCUUCUUCCACGGCCAGGCGGUCAGGACGAACGGGCACGAUGGGGCCCUGCUGGCUGUCGGGCUCGGCCUGCGCGAGCUGGAGGAGUCCGGGUACAUGCAGGGCUACGAGGAGUCCGUCACGGUCGCGGCGACCCAGUCUCCCGCGAUGCUGACCAUGGCCGGGGACGUUGAGGCCGUUGAGGGUCUCGCGACCAAGCUGACAGCCCGCAACGUUUUCAGCCGCGUCAUCCGCACCGGUGGCAAUGCGUAUCACUCCCGCCACAUGAUUGCCGUGGGGAGGAAGUACCAGGAGUUGGUGCGCCCUGCAAUGGCCAACGCAGCUGCUGAGGAACUAUGCGAACCAGCUCACCGAUCUGACCCGGUCCCUUGGUUUUCUUCUGUCUUGCCGCUAAAGGACAUGAACAACAUACCGGCCGAUGCGGAUUCCUAUUGCGCCAACCUCGAAUUGCCCGUCCUAUUCUUGGAAGCCGUUCAGCAGCUCGUCAAGACCGUUCCCGUCAACGCGAUGAUUGAGAUCGGCCCGCAUAGUGCUUUGCGCGUGCUUAUCAGCGAAUGCCUGGAACACGCCAAGUUCGCUGUUCCCGUGAUGGCCGCCCUGGAGCGCAACAAGGACGGUCAGGCGUGUCUCCUGAAGCUGGCGGGUAACCUGGUUGGCAUGAACUUGCCCGUCGACCUGGUCGCCGUCAAUGCAGCCAACGACUGGGAGGGGCGCGGUCUCCCCGUACACGGGUGCACAGCCGUCGAUAUGCCUCCGUAUCAGUACGCCUACGGGCCGAUCCUCUACCACAAGAGCGACUUCAGCAAAGGGGGCAGCUGGUGA